This is a messenger RNA of Suillus subaureus, 966 nucleotides long. RefSeq lists its product as uncharacterized. NCBI's taxonomy places the organism in Eukaryota, Fungi, Basidiomycota, Agaricomycetes, Boletales, Suillaceae. The coding region runs from base 1 to 966 and encodes 321 amino acids. The record is from RefSeq and is a predicted model, not a curated record. Gene Ontology annotation, molecular function: iron ion binding; oxidoreductase activity, acting on paired donors, with incorporation or reduction of molecular oxygen; monooxygenase activity. The transcript has 7 exons.
AUGUUCUGCUUGCCAAAGCAAUCAUUUUCAUCCCGAACUGUGCUACAUGCCAAAUGGAUUAAGUGUAGUAAUGCGCAAUGGGGCAUGACAGGUGCCGUCUCUUCCUGUCUGUGGGGUUGCAAAACUCAUCUCGUUCUCGGUGCCACAGCUUGCAUUGGGGCAAUUGGAGUGAUCAUUCGGGCUUACCUUCGUAAAUCCCGCCUUCCUCCUUCUCCUCCCACUUGGCGACUUCGAGGACACUUCCUACCCCCUCACAACACAUCUCUCACUGUAGCGCAGUGGAUUGACGAGUACGGCCCUCUCGUUACUGUUCACUCAGGAAUCCAGACAAUAUAUUGUGAUUAUCGGCCGCCACAAAGACUCAACACCCCGUGGCAGGCCGCGGUGGACAUAAUGGAGAAACAGGGUGGACUGCUAGCUGAUCGACCUCACCUUGUUGCUGGAGAAAUUCUUACAUGCGGACUGGCCACCGUUGUGUCACACGCUGGGGAAAGGUUCCGUCGGAAGCGCAGCCCAAAUCAGCUGAGGCGUAGUCAGCCUCUGCAGGUGUCACAUGCAAAGGACAUGGUCCUCAACAUUCUUGACGAUCCAUACAACUUCCAGAACCACGCGGCAACGCAAGUGUUGUUCUACUUUUAUGCUGCAGCGACCAUCAUGAAAGUCACAUAUGGGAAGACCACGCCGACGUCCGCAACUGACCCCGAAGUCAAAGAGGCUUGCCAGCUCAUCACGAGGUUUCGUACAAUCCUGCGCCAUGGUUAUUACUUGGUGGACUCGAUACCGUGGCUCAAAUACCUUCUUUGGUAUGCGCCAGAAUUAAAGGAUGAGUCCGAGAGGAUCAAGCGACUCUACACAGACCAGCUGAACCACGUGAAACAGCAAAUACAGAUCAAUGUGGACGUUAGCCCUUCGUUUGCAAAACACAUUCUUGAAAAUGGGCAUUUCUAUAGCUUGACAGAGAUUUAG